GCAAAAUUGUAAUUGCAUUUUGAAAUUCAAGCCUCGAAUUUCAUGUCGUAUUUCUAUUAUUUUUUAUUUUUGAAUUGUGAUUUAUCUAUUUAAAUUGUUUUCGUUUAUUGUUUAAUACACCUUCGAAAUGCCUUCAGAGAACAAGGUUAUCACCUCAUGGGCUGACGAGGAUGGUGAAGAUGAUGAAUAUGGUAGUGAAGAAGCUUUACCUGAAACCACAAUAAAAAUUGAUGGCAACGUCAAAAUUAUAACUUCAUUUAAGUAUGAAGACGGUAAAAAAUAUAAAAUUAAAAGUUAUUUUAAAAUUGAACGUGUAAAGGUAUCAAAAGAUAUAUCAAAAAGAAAGAAAUGGCAAAAAUUUGGAUUAGCUUCGGAAGAUCCACCUGGACCUAACCCAGCAAACACCGUCUGUUGUGAAGAUGUCUUCAUGCAAUUCAUAACAAAUAAAGAUGAAGAUCCUGAAAAAGAUGAAAUAAAUCUUUUGAACAAGAAUGUGGUAAGAUGUCGGUAUUGUGAGAUGGACCAUUGGACCCUUAAAUGUCCAUACAAAGACAAGUUUGAGAACCGGGACAAGGAAGGUGCUGAAUCUAGUUUAGCAAUGAAAGAUGAUGAUAAAAAAACUGGUGGAAAAUACAUUCCUCCUGGUCUCCGUGAAGGUGGAAACAAACGUGGUGAUUUCCUGCUCACCAAUAAAUCAAAAGAUGAAGCCAACACUAUCAGAGUCACCAACUUACCUGAAGAAAUUCAAGAUGGCGACAUCAAAGAUUUAUUCGCUCCUUUCGGAAAAAUAGUACGAAUCUUUUUGGCUAAAGACAAGUACACGGGACAAUCUAAAGGAUUCGCGUUCGUUAGUUUUGAUAGAAAGGAAGAUGCUGCUAAGGCAAUCAAACAUGUGAAUGGUUUUGGUUAUGCUAAUCUAAUUUUAAAUGUAGAAUGGGCAAAGCCAUCAAAUAAUUUUACAUUCGAAAUGCCGUCGGAGAACAAGGUUAUCACCUCAUGGGCUGACGAGGAUGGUGAAGAUGAUGAAUAUGGUAGUGAAGAAGCUUUACCUGAAACCACAACAAAAAUUGAUGGCAACGUCAAAAUUAUAACUUCAUUCAAGUAUGAAGACGGUAAAAAAUAUAAAAUUAAAAGUUAUUUCAAAAUUGGCCGGAUAACGGUGUCCAAAGAUAUCUCCAAAAGAAAAAAAUGGUCUAAAUUUGGUUUAGCUUCGGAAGAUCCACCUGGACCUAACCCAGCAAACACCGUCUGCUGUGAGGAUGUCUUCAUCCAAUUUAUCACAAAUAAAGAUGAAGACAUUGAAAAAGAUGAACUAAAUCUUUUGAACAAGAAUGUAGUCCGCUGCCGAUAUUGUGAAAUGGACCAUUGGACCCUUAAAUGUCCAUACAAAGACAAGUUUGAGAACAGAGACAAGGAAGGUGCUGAAUCUAGUUUAGCAGAAAAAGAUGAAAAGAAGAUUGGUGGAAAAUACAUUCCUCCUGGUCUCCGUGAAGGUGGAAACAAACGUGGUGAUUUCCUGCUCACCAAUAAAUCAAAAGAUGAAGCCAACACUAUCAGAGUCACCAACUUACCUGAAGAAAUUCAAGAUGGCGACAUCAAAGAUUUAUUCGCUCCUUUCGGAAAAAUAGUACGAAUCUUUUUGGCUAAAGACAAGUACACGGGACAAUCUAAAGGAUUCGCGUUCGUUAGUUUUGAUAGAAAGGAAGAUGCUGCUAAGGCAAUCAAACAUGUAAAUGGAUUUGGUUAUGCUAAUCUAAUUUUAAAUGUAGAAUGGGCAAAGCCAUCAAAUAAUUGAUAAUAAUAAUCUGAUGAUGAUUAUAAAAAUCCUGUAUCUGACAAAUUGAAUCAAAUAAAUUAACUUAUUUGAAUAAAAUUACUAUUUU
This is a messenger RNA of Tetranychus urticae (two-spotted spider mite), 1883 nucleotides long. RefSeq names its product eukaryotic translation initiation factor 3 subunit G. The record is from RefSeq and is a predicted model, not a curated record. Gene Ontology annotation, molecular function: translation initiation factor activity; RNA binding. Lineage: Eukaryota; Metazoa; Arthropoda; Arachnida; Trombidiformes; Tetranychidae. Gene Ontology annotation, cellular component: cytoplasm; eukaryotic translation initiation factor 3 complex.